Messenger RNA from Physeter macrocephalus (sperm whale), 1176 nucleotides. Its product is annotated as importin subunit alpha-8-like. Gene Ontology annotation, cellular component: nucleus. Gene Ontology annotation, molecular function: nuclear import signal receptor activity; protein binding. The record is from RefSeq and is a predicted model, not a curated record. Gene Ontology annotation, biological process: NLS-bearing protein import into nucleus. NCBI's taxonomy places the organism in Eukaryota, Metazoa, Chordata, Mammalia, Artiodactyla, Physeteridae.
AUGUUUCUGUUCCUGAAGUCAUCCCUUCAUCCCCGCUUGCAGCUUGAGGCAGCCUGGGCUCUGACCAACAUUGCCUCGGGGACUUCAGAGCUGACAGGCGCCGUUGUGGAUGGAGGGGCCAUCCAGCCCUUGGUUGAACUCCUGUCUUCCACUCAUAUGACUGUGUGUGAACAGGCAGUGUGGGCCCUUGGUAAUAUAGCUGAUGAUGGACCAGAAUUCAGAGACAACGUUAUCUCGAGUGAUGCCAUUCCACAUCUGCUGACCCUGGUUUCAUCAAGUAUACCAGUCACAUUCCUGUGCAACAUCGCGUGGACCUUGUCCAACCUGUGCCGGAACAAGAACCCGUACCCUUCUGAUCACACAGUGAAGCAGAUGUUGCCCGUCCUCUUCCAACCCCUAUGGCACCCAGACGGAGAGGUUCUCUCGGACAGCUGCUGGGCCCUGUCCUACCACACCAACGGCUGCGAUGCACACAUCAGCCAAGUGGUGGACACAGGGGUCCUGCCCAGGCUGGUCGAGCUCAUGAGAAGCUCAGAACUCAAUGUCUUGACGCCCUCUCUGAGCAUUGUGGGGAACAUUGUCAUGGGGACGGACCACCAGACCCAGCUGGCUCUGGACACGGCCAUCCUGGCUGUGCGGCCCCAGCUCCUCCCACACCCUCGCUCCUCCAUCCAGAAGGAGGCAGCCUGGGCCCUAAGCGAUGCAGCCGCGGGGCACCGCCAGCACAUCCAGCAGCUGAUCGCUUGCGGUGCGCUGCCUCCCUUGGUGGCUGUUCUAGAAAACGGAGAAUUUAAAGCCCAGUAAGAGGCUGUCUGGACAGUGGCUAACUUCACAACUGGGGGCACCGUAGACCAGUUGAUCCAGCUUGUCCAGGCUGGAGUAUUGGAGCCUCUAAUAAAUCUUCUCACCAUCCCAGACACCAAAAUUGUUAUCACCCUCCUCAACGUCCUUUUUAUCCUCCAGGAAGAAGAAACUGGCACAACCUUACCAGCUCGGGACCAAGAUCGUGAAUUCUUAAAGCACUUAACUAACACAUACCAAAGCUCCACAACUCCUAAACCAGGGACCACCCAAAGAGUCACUUCUUUAAGAACCCCUUCCCCUUGGUGUACCACAGGUAUAAAGCUUUUAAAACUGAAUGAUAAUAAAAUUUUCCACACUUUCACCUCCAUCUAA